This is a messenger RNA of Phoenix dactylifera (date palm), 2124 nucleotides long. Lineage: Eukaryota; Viridiplantae; Streptophyta; Magnoliopsida; Arecales; Arecaceae. The record is from RefSeq and is a predicted model, not a curated record.
CAGAAGCGUCACGGAGGGUUUUCGUUUCUUCUGCCCCUCUCUCUCUCUCUCUCUCUCUCUCUCACGCACUUGCCGUGGAUCCCGUCUCCGUUUCCUCCCGCUGAUGGCGGAGAAGAAGGGCUUCGAAGGGUUCGAACCCAUAUUCCUGGAAACUAAGGCGGACUGGGAGCAGGAGAACGCCGGCGCCGAUCGCCGCCCUUUCCUCAUCUACGUCUAUGCCCUCGACUCCUCCCGUCUCGAUAUCAUCGCCACGGACUACCACUUUCACACCUGGGAGCGCGUUGUCACCGUCCCCGAGCUCGAAGACCUCAGAGAUGACAUUGGAAUUGGGGGCACGUGGUCUGACUUUGUUGAGUAUCUCAUAUCAUCUCUGUCUGUGGGGGAUGUAAAGCUUAUUAUGAGUGGUCAGCUUACCAGUGACUCUGGUGCUGCUCAUGCAAAAUUGAUAGCUCUCAAGUCGAAAGGACUACCUCGCAUCUCAUUUUCUCUCAAUAGAGUCAUCAACUCAUCAGCUAAUGAUGUGAUGGCAGAUCUUGCUCUAUCACUUUUUAAAGCCUGCAAGAAGAAGCAAAAUGAAGUCGUAAAAGAACGAGAUCACUCAACACGGUUAAUGGGAAUCCUAUCAUCGGAAAGGGAGAGGAAUGAUAGCCUGCAGAAGCAGCUUGAUGCUCUUUCAUUUCUUAGUAAAAGGAAGGCACCUAAGUCAAAGACAUCAGACAAACCAUCCAUUGCUUCUGAUACCCUCAACAACUAUGAUACGAUGUUAGCUUCUGAGAUGCAAGAAUCUUCAGAGAUGCCAUCCGUAAAGGAUUCUCAGUCUGUGAAGAUAAGUCGACGAGCUGCCCCUGUGUCUCGCAGUUUGUACAGAGCAAAAGUAAGAGGUGUUUCCUUGCAAGAUACUGGGGAUAUCGAUGACCACUAAUGCAUAACAGUUCCAAGAAGACAUUAUCAUCAUAGAUUGGUCCCAACUUAUGAAUCUAAGAAUUUUCAUCUGCAAAAAGCUUACCUUCCUCGACCGUCGGUGCGAUUGUUUUGGCUCAAAUAGCUCAACUCAUUCUCCUUCCACCACUUGCCAUCAGUAUUCUUCUCCAGCAUGCCCUUCUCGCCAUCUGUCAGCAUAGGCUUCGGCAAAGAGGAACGAGAGGUUACAGAGCUCUUCCUCCUUCCACCCAAAGAUACUGGGAAGAACAUUUUUAGAAGGAAAGCUCCAUUGUACAUGCUCUUGCUCUUUGGAACCCUCCUCAUCCCCUUCUUUGCCUUCUUUUGCUCCUCCGCACUCAGAAUCUUGUCUUCUCUCUUUUUCUCUGGAGUGUCCUGUAUGAAAUUCGCAAUCUUGGGCAACUCCACAAGAUCUCGUAGGGAAAGCUCAUUGAUGGUUUCUGGCAUGUCAUCAACCAUUUUGAUCAUCUCUUGUCGGUGUUGGCUGAUGGCCUGUGCUCUUGAGUUGGAACAAAGAUGCUUCUGAGAUGUAGGUGAGCCUGCAUUCACCCCAGAUGGUGGUGAUGUAACAGUUGAAUCACCAUCAUUGGCAAGCCAGCCGAAUCCAUGACUGCUUGGACUGCCAUAAUGGCCAUAAUUCCUAUAGACUCCAAGGUUCCAUGGUCCACCUCUGAUUGUUUCAGUCCAUGCAUCGAACUCGAUAUCAUUUGAACACUCGUUCAUGAUGCAAGUAGGAGUGGGGAAGCUGAAGCAAACAGCCAAAUCUUGCUGGACAGAAAGCAUAGUGAAGAGGCAGCAGGUUGGAUGGAUCGAGGGGGAGAAUUGUGUUAAUGGAGCAGAGCCGAAGAAGCCGCCUGAGCUAUUGCAGCAUAUCACCAACAGCAAAUCCUUUUAUAGACAAAGGCCUAUGUCCUUAUGCUGCCUAAAACUUUUUGAUCUGUUUGCUGCAUGGUUGAUAGGGUGCUAUUAUAAAAUCCAACGAGGUCAAGAAAAGGAUUUGUGGACGAGCACAUACGCAAGGGGCAUCUCCUCCUUUCCUAGCUGUUUCUCUUGUCUUCCUAAGGACAAGCACUAGUUCCUACUAUUUGUUUGUUUGUUUUUUAUAUAGUGUAUGAUUGUUUGGAAUCAGAUUAGGUUUGCAUGGGUAACACUCAUGUCAUCUUAUCUAAUGCAUGGUUGUGAUCA